CAUCAUAGUUUUUUUUAUUUAAGGUAAUGAUUCAAAAAGAAUGUUAUUAUGUAACACUUGGACUAACUAAAACAGCCACCCCUGAAGAAAUAAAAAAAUAAUACAGAAAACUAGCAUUAUAAUGGCAUCCUGUAAAAUAUUCUAAUAUAAUUAUAGGAUAAAAAUCCAGAAAACAAAGAGAAAGCAUAAGAAAAGUUUAAACAAAUAGGAGAAGCUUAUUCAGUUCUAUUCGAUGUAGAAAAAAGAAAAAUUUAUGAUCAAUAUGGACAUGAAGGGUAGAAUAAAUUAUCUAGUAUUUUUAGCAUGUAGGAAUAAAUUCACUAACAUGAAGAUGAUGGGGAUUUUGCAUUUUUCUCAUUUGAUCCUUUUGAAAUUUUCAAUAAUUUCUUUUGUUCUGGAAAUCUUUUGUUUGGAUCAGAUGAUGAUGAUGAAUUUAUUUUUACCUAGAAUAGAAAAAAAAAUAAAUAGAAAAAAAAGAAUAGGAACUCUGUUUUUAGUUCUAUGAUAAACAAUUUCAUAGACACUCCUUUUUUUGAUAAUCAUUAGGGUGGAUUUUCAAAAUCAAUUUCAACAACCACAUAGUUUAUGUAAAGAAAAUGAAGUAUUUUUAGAAAUGGUAAAUAAGUUACAGUAACCAAGGAGACAAUUUAAAAAGGAGGCAAAACUACAGUUAUUGAAAAAAGAAAUGAAAAUGGCAAAAUAACUUAAUAAAAAUAUGAGAUUUAAGGUAAUUAAAGAAAACCAUAAUAAUUAUAAUAAUUUGAUAAUUAAAGAAGACCAUAAUUAUAAUUUGAACAAUAGAAAAAAAAGAAAAAAAAUAGAUAAUAUUGA
Messenger RNA from Paramecium sonneborni, 831 nucleotides. NCBI's taxonomy places the organism in Eukaryota, Ciliophora, Oligohymenophorea, Peniculida, Parameciidae. The record is from the annotation of a GenBank genome assembly.